Messenger RNA from Clupea harengus (Atlantic herring), 603 nucleotides. RefSeq names its product ras-related protein Rab-1A-like. The record is from RefSeq and is a predicted model, not a curated record. The transcript is spliced from 6 exons. NCBI's taxonomy places the organism in Eukaryota, Metazoa, Chordata, Actinopteri, Clupeiformes, Clupeidae. Gene Ontology annotation, molecular function: GTPase activity; GTP binding. The annotation marks the transcript as partial.
GUACCCCUCAGUGACUAUCUGUUCGAGCUGCUGCUUAUAGGACACUCAGGAGUUGGCAAAUCAUGUCUUCUUCAGCGAUUUGUGGAUGACACCUACACAGAGAGCUCCAGGGCCACUGUCGAAGUCGACUUCAAGAUCAUCGAGAUGGAUGGGAAGACAGUCAAGUUACAGAUUUGGGACACAGCCGGCCAGGAGAGUUGCAGCACUAUGACUAGCCACUACAGACGGGCUCACGGAAUCAUCAUCGUCUAUGAUGUCACUCACCAGGAGUCUUUUAACAAUGUGAAGCAGUGGCUGGAGGAGAUUGAGUGCUACGCCCCUGAAAACAUCCCCAAGCUGCUGGUGGGGAACAAAAGCGACCUGGUCUCCAAAAAGGUGGUGGAUUUCAGCACCGCUAAGGAAUUUGCCACAUCACACAAUAUCCAGAUCCUUGAAACCAGCGUCAAGAAUGGCAGCAAUGUGGAGAUGGUCUUCAUCCACAUGACCUCUAAGAUCAAGAGGAGGGCUGACAGUGGCACUUUAAAGCAUUAUCAUGAGGACAUGGUCCCAAAAAUCAAAAGUAACCCAAUCAGGCUUGGUGGGAACCUGACCUACAUCUGUUGA